UGAGACGAGGUUGACAAACCAAAAUGGCGACUUCCAUGCGACACGUGAAGCGUCGAGAGCGCUUGAAGAAAUUCACUAAAAUGAAGAGAGAAUCACAAAAACAGCCUAGUAGUUUGCUCGAUCAGAAGUGGAAGCCAUUUGAAGUGGAUAUGUCUGCAUUUGCCGAUAAGGAAAUGGGUGGAUUCGUGGGAAUUGAGAUUCUAACUGAUUACGAUCCAAACCUGCUGAAGAAACAAAUGAGUGGGACUAUGGGGAAGGGGUCCAAAUCAUCUAAGAAACUACAAGAUAAAAAGAAAACCCUACCCAGCAAAGAAACGGUCAAAAAGAAGACAAAAGGUGAUAAAAAGAAAGAAAAGAAAGGUGUAGAUGAUCCUAACCCCAAGAGCCCCGAGAACCCUGAGAAUCCUGAGAAAAACAUUCUUUCAAAAGAAAAACAAGAUAAAUCUGCUGAUAUGAAGACAAGGACUAAAGAGCAAUCUGCUCAAAGUAAAGGCAAGGAUAUGAAAGACACUUUGCAGAGUAAGGAGGUUGAACUUGAAGCGAGUCCUGGAAAGUCAAGAAUUAGGAAGAGAAAGUCAGGGAAACAAAACUUCGAGAAAUGAGAGCUAAAAGGAAGAGGAGGAAGAGUGAGCAGGAGAGAGAGGAACAGGAGAGAGAAGCAGAAGCAGAGAAGACAGAAGCAGAGAAGACAGAUCCCAAGGACAGUCUGGAUGAAUCCGGUGAAGAUACAGCAGGAGAGAAAAUCAGUUCUGAAGUUUCCAUGUCGACUUGGGACACCCUAUCUAUCCCCACCGUGGUGCAUCAGUCAUUGGAGACCAUGGGGUUCGCCAGCCCCACCCCCAUCCAAGCCGGCUGCAUACCUGCUGCUAUCAACGAAGGCAAGGAUAUAGUAGGAGCUGCAGAAACGGGGAGUGGAAAGACAUUGGCCUUUGGGAUACCGCUGAUAUACAGGAUACUGCAACAUGAAGCAGCACUUGCUUCAGGAUCGACAUCGGUAGCCAAGGCGGACCCGACUGAAGACGAGAGUGGACAAGACGGAUUGGAAGGUGAAGUGAAAGAUGAGGGUAGCGAGCAAGAUGACGAGGGAGGGAUGGAGGACGAUGAGAGGGUUGGGGAGGAUCCUAGCAUGAUGACUGGCAUGGAAGCAAAUGAAGGUGAUAAUGACCUCAUUGGCGAUGACAUCGAGGAUGAUGUUGACUUCGACGAUGACAUCGAUGACAGUGAUGAUGAUGUUGAGGAUGAUGACAGUGAUGAUGAUGAUGAUGGAGAACAGGUAGACAUGCAGAGGCUAAAGACGCAAAUGAAGUGCGUCGAUGUUGUGGAUAACAUUGCGGAUGAGGACUGGUUGAAGGCUGGACUACCGUUGACCAGCACUCCAGCCGGUGGGCUUGACCAGGAGAAGAAACUCUUUGGACUGGUCCUGACGCCUACCAGGGAGCUGGCAGUGCAGGUCAAGAACCAUCUGGUCGCUGCAGCCAAAAUGACAAAUAUCAAGGUUGCUGUGGUUGUUGGAGGGAUGUCGGCAGAGAAACAGAAGAGGGUCCUGAAGAAAAGACCAGACAUCAUUGUGGGUACGCCAGGAAGGUUAUGGGAGCUCUACCAAUUGGGUGAGCCUCACCUUGCCAGCCUGCCUGACGUCAAGUGUCUGAUUAUUGAUGAGGCUGAUCGUAUGGUGGAGAAGGGUCACUACGCUGAGCUCUCCGAGAUAUUAGACAUUUUAAACACCUCUGAGCAGAGGUCAUCCAGACAAACCUUUGUGUUCUCAGCGACGCUAAGUCUGAUCCAUCUUGGUCCACUCAGGAAAUCAUUGAAGAAGGCCUACAAGCAAGACAAGAAAGAUAAGCUAGAUUCUGUGAUGGCUAAGAUUGGUAUUAAGGAAGACGCUGAGGUUGUAGAUCUCACCAAGAGAGAAGGUACAGCUUCUUCACUGCUGGAGAGUAAAAUUGUUUGCGCAGUCGAGGAAAAAGACAUAUACCUGUUCUACUUCCUGAGGCAGUACCCAGGCCGAACGCUUGUCUUCACCAACAGCAUCGACUGCAUCAGGAGACUGGCAUCCAUCCUUACUCUGCUGGACUGUAAACCACUUCCACUGCAUUCCUCCAUGCACCAGAAACAGCGCCUGAAGAAUCUAGAAAGAUUCACAGGGAAUCCUAAGGGUCUACUCCUGGCUACGGAUGUUGCUGCUAGAGGCCUUGAUAUACCAGAUAUAGAGCAUGUUAUUCACUACCAAGUACCUCGUACAUCAGAGUCUUACGUUCACCGUAGUGGCCGUACAGCUAGACAGGCCAAGGUUGGGCUGAGUGUGACCCUGGUAUCACCCAAUGAGAUGAACUUCUACAGGAGACUAUGCAAGACACUCAACAGAGAGGAGAUUCCCAGCUUCCCUGUAGAGCAUAGCUACUACCAAGCCGUGAAUGAAAGGGUGGAGCUAGCCAGAGACAUUGACAAGCUGGAGCACGUCAGCAACAAGAAGAAGCACCAGAACGACUGGUUUGUCAGAGCGGCCAAGGAGCUGGACGUCGAUGUGGAUGAACAUUUGAAUCUUCAUGAUAUGGGGGAUUCAUCAGAACAGAAGCAAUUCAACAAGAAAUUGAGGAUAAUGAGAGGCACCCUGAAAGCAUUGUUGAAGAGGAGGAUCUUUGCUGCGGGUUAUUCUCAGCGCUACUUGACAGCUAAUGGCAAAUUCCAGUCUCCUUUCUCUCAAGCCACUGUUGGAUCUCACGAAGCGUUCUCCAAGAUGAAAGCUCGGAUGAAGAAGGACAAAGCGGACGACAGCAAAGAGAAGGACAAGAAACGGAAGAAGUUCAAGCGGAUGGGCAGAUACCAGACAAAGAAAUAGAGGGCAAUCUUAGGCAAGGGUCGUUUCUGAUUGAGGCAAUGGACAGCAGUCUAUUUAAAGCCCAUCUGCACUAGUUUGGCCAGGAGGUCACUGGUCACUGACAGAUGGUUAUCUCAUCAAAUCAGCUCUCAAUUAACAUAAGAAAAAGAGGAUCAUGGGGGACCGAUGGUCACCAAUUAGGCAUUUUUUGCUAUAUAGAGGGCGAGAGUGGCUAUAGGAAUAGCUUUGAGAUUUUUUAAAUAAAGCCUGAAUGCCGACUGUGUAUUUUCAUUUAAUAGCUUUCCAGUAUUAUAAAGUCACUAUUAUUGCAAUAAGCAUUUGAUACUGGUCAUGAUUAUCAGAUUUAUUUAGUCUUAAAGGUAAAGACCAGUAUUGGAAACGCCCCAAUUUCAAAAAAUGAAAUGGAAGCUCUCAUUACCAAUC
This is a messenger RNA of Strongylocentrotus purpuratus (purple sea urchin), 3262 nucleotides long. RefSeq names its product ATP-dependent RNA helicase DDX24-like. Gene Ontology annotation, cellular component: nucleolus. Gene Ontology annotation, molecular function: ATP binding; RNA helicase activity; nucleic acid binding. NCBI's taxonomy places the organism in Eukaryota, Metazoa, Echinodermata, Echinoidea, Camarodonta, Strongylocentrotidae. Bases 599 to 2839 code for a protein of 746 amino acids. The record is from RefSeq and is a predicted model, not a curated record. The transcript has 15 exons.